This is a messenger RNA of Mandrillus leucophaeus (drill), 2117 nucleotides long. It is a transcript of the gene SERPINA9, whose product is annotated as serpin peptidase inhibitor, clade A (alpha-1 antiproteinase, antitrypsin), member 9. NCBI's taxonomy places the organism in Eukaryota, Metazoa, Chordata, Mammalia, Primates, Cercopithecidae. The coding region runs from base 430 to 1746 and encodes 438 amino acids. The record is from RefSeq and is a predicted model, not a curated record. Gene Ontology annotation, molecular function: serine-type endopeptidase inhibitor activity. Gene Ontology annotation, biological process: negative regulation of endopeptidase activity. The transcript has 5 exons.
AUAGUAUGAAUAUCUCCAACAAACCAAAAAUGGAGCAGAAGCAUAAGAAUGUGUGAGGCAGGCAAGAGAUCCUGUAGCCAGGGUCCUAAGAGGAUCCCAGAAAGGCCUGGACAUAGCAGGAGACGCUCCAUGAAGGAGUAUGGACUUGGGACAAAGUUCCAUCUUGAUGGACCCAUGGAGAUCUACUCCUGGCUGGUUGCUACUCCAGCAGGCUUGGUUUUAUGAAUUUGGGGAGAAAUGGGUCUUUACUUUCAAGGAGGCCCUGAGGCCCCAGAAACUGAGGACCUCAGAGCUAGAGGAAACCCUGAAGAGCUUCUCUCUGGGGCAAGGACCGAGGGUGGAGUGAGGGGUGGGAAGAGGAAGCAUCCAGCCCUCUGCACUCUCAAGUCUUCUCGUCUUUCCCUGGAAAAUCUGAUUAGGUAGUUCUGCAUGGGACCUGGGAAUUUGCAUUUUAAUGAGAGCCCAAUUAAGCUUGACGUAUUUGGUUCCAAAAUGGCAUCUUCCCUUUAUGGAGUACUCUUUACUGUUGGCCUCUGUGCUCCAAUCUACUGUGUGUCCCCGGUCAAUGCCCCCAGCGGAUACCCCCACCCAUCCUCCACAAAGAGCACCCCUGCCUCACUGGUGUAUUCCCUCAACACCGACUUUGCCUUCCGCCUCUACCGCAGGCUGGUUUUGGAGACCCCAAGUCAGAACGUCUUCUUCUCCCCCAUGAGUGUCUCCACUUCCCUGGCCAUGCUCUCCCUUGGGGCCCACUCAGUCACCAAGACCCAGAUUCUCGAGGGCCUGGGCUUCAACCUCACACACACACCAGAGUCUGCCAUCCACCGGGGCUUCCAGCACUUGGUUCAUUCACUGACUGUUCCAAGCAAAGACCUGGCCUUGAAGAUGGGAAGUGCCCUCUUCGUCAAGAAGGAGCUGCAGCUGCAGGAAAAUUUCUUGGGCAAUGUCAAGAGGCUGUAUGAAGCAGAAGUCUUUUCUACAGAUUUCUCCAACCCCUCCAUUGCCCAGGCGAAGAUCAACUGCCACGUGAAAAAGAAGACCCAAGGGAAGGUUGUAGACAUAAUCCAAGACCUUGACCUUCUGACAGCCAUGGUGCUGGUGAAUCACAUUUUCUUUAAAGCCAAGUGGGACAAGCCCUUUUACCCCGCAUAUACAAGAAAGAACUUCCCAUUUCUGGUGAGCAAGCAGGUCACUGUGCGUGUCCCCAUGAUGCACCAGAAGGAGCAGUUUGCUUUUGGGAUGGAUACAGAGCUGAACUGCUUUGUGCUCCAGAUGGACUACAAGGGAGAUGCCGUGGCCUUCUUUGUCCUCCCUAGCAAGGGCAAGAUGAGGCAACUGGAACAGGCCUUGUCAGCCAGAACACUGAGAAAGUGGAGCCACUCACUCCAGAAAAGGUGGAUAGAGGUGUUCAUCCCCAAAUUUUCCAUUUCUGCCUCCUACAAUCUGGAAACCAUCCUCCCAAAGAUGGGCAUCCAAAAUGUCUUUGACGAAAACGCUGAUUUUUCUGGAAUUACAAAGAGAGACUCCCUGCAGCUUUCUAAAGCAACCCACAAGGCUGUGCUGGAUGUCAGUGAAGAGGGCACUGAGGCCGCAGCAGCUACUACCACCAAGUUCAUAGUCCGAUCGAAGGAUGGUCCCUCUUACUUCACUGUCUCCUUCAAUAGGACCUUCUUGAUAAUGAUUACAAAUAAAGCCACAGACAGUAUUCUCUUUCUAGGGAAAGUGGAAAAUCCCGCUAAAUCCUAGGUGGGAAAUGGCCUGUUGACUGAUGGCACUUUGCUAAUGCACAAGAAAUAACAAACCACAUCCCUCUUUCUGUUCUGAGGAUGCACUUGACCCCAGUGGAGCUGCAUUCACUGGCAGGGAUGCCACUUCCAAGGCUCAAUCACCAAACCAUCAACAGAGACCCCAGUCACAAGCCAAUGCCCGUUAACCCCAGUCAGUGCCCUUUUCCACAAAGUCUCCCAGGUAACUAGCUUCAUGGGAUGUUGCUGGGUUACCAUAUUUCCAUUCCUUGGGGCUCCUGGGAAUGGAAAUAUGCCAACGCAGGUCAGGCACCUUUAUUGCGAAUUACAAUAACACAUUCAAUAAAACUAAAAUACGAAUUCAGCUGUCAA